CUCGUAAUAUCAUUCGCAUGUUAAAGAGGUAGAAAUCUACACAGAAGAAUAUAACGACUAGUAUAGGAAAAUUUGAAGUCAACAGUUUAUAUUACAUAACAUUAGAGCAAAGAAAAUUUCCUCCUAUCUGUAAAACGCUCUUAAGACAUUACUAUGGCGAUGAAUUUCUUAUCUGAGGGAACAAUUACUGUAAGAAGAUUGGGAAGUAACGGGGUAAAAUUAAAAAGAUUGGAAAGCAAGCUCGAAAUAAAGGAUGCAAAUGUUGCAAUGAAGAGGAAACGCAUGACUGAGGAGAUGAAACCCAAUAAAAGAGGGAGAUAUGAAAAGUUCCCCAAAACAAAGCAAACCUUUGUUUCCUUCGACUUUGGACCCGUGGAGCUAAACUGUCAUCGUUUCGUGUCUACAAGACUACAGUGCAUUUUAGAUUCCGGUGAUCUGGAUUGUCAACUUGAAUAUGGAAAAGAAUUGUUGCUAAUUCAUCACUCAGGCAUUUCUGCAGGAGAUAUCUGUGAGAGACAGUUUGGGUCGCAACCAUUAUGUGUAGAAUAUCAAAAAGAUGGAGCUGUUCCGAAGAAUACAGUUGUAAUGUGUUAUGUAGAAGAAAAUCUAGAAACGUAUGAGCUUUCAAGAGAACUGAUGGCGCACUUGUCAAGGUCGGUAGAGAGAAGUCAUCUAUUCUUUUUAAGCGCUGAAAAAGGGUCGACGUCAAUAGAGAGGUUUCUGGAGAAGAACAAACUGAAAGUGUCCCCAAAUCAAAUUAUCACUCGGAAAGCUCAAAUGUCACGGGUAUAUCAGAAGAUGUACGAAGAUUUGGAGAGAAAUGUUAAGGACGUAAGGAAAACAAUAGAUGCCCUACCACAGGAAAGCGAAAUACACCCAAUCAGAAAAAAACUGGCAUAUGUUGAAAAGAAGCUAAAAGAACGGAAGAAGCCAAGACGUCUCUCGGAAAACUGUAAAAGGAAACUAAAGAGUGCUCUGGAAAUCGGAGUUAUUGCAUAUAGAGCAGAUAGUGAAAGUCUUACCGUCUAUAUCAACCAGCCACGGACAAGAUCACUCGAUGCAAAGCUAAGCGACAUAGAGAAAACCUGUUCACCCUUGGUUUUUCGAUGUUGUAGAGUCCAAACACCGAUUUACAGACCACAUUCCUUGCGGGCUGGCUGUCGGAUAGAAAAUGGGGAUAUAGGUGUAUUAGGAUCGAUUGGGAUGUUUGCAAAGACAAUUCUUAAAAAUGCAGAAAAGGAUGUGGCUAUCACGUCUGCACAUGUCAUAUGUGAAGGCUGCAGUGCAAGAACACAGUUAGAUGGCAGCGACAAAGAAAUAGGUAAAUGCAUAUGGCCACCAAAACCUACCGGCGACUCCCUAAAAGCCAAUGUCCUGGAUAUGGCUGUUAUCGAAAUGAGGUCGGGCAUGGCUGAAAAUAUAUUAACUUCAGAAAACAUUUCUAUUUAUACUGGUCACAAAAGCGAACUAGAAUUCCAAAGGGUUUACAAACGAGGAUGGAAAACGGGUGAAACGCACGGCGAUAUCGAUAUCCCGCAAUUCAACAUGUUUGGUAAAACGGUAAUGGUGAUUACAACAGGAGAUGGGGGAAGUUUUUCUGAACCUGGUGACAGUGGUGCCCUUGUACUCACUAAGAAAGGAACACAUCUCCAUGCACUUGGAUUGAUAUUUGGAGGCGAUUUGAAAUUUCGAGAUAGCGAUGACGAUUUUCCGGCCAAUGCUUCGAUAGCAAUAUACCUUGAUGACGCAAUCACCAGGUUUGAAGAGGAAAGUAAGAGAGGGAAGAUUAAAAUUCAGCGAUAUUAAUAUGUUAAUGAUGGAAUUGUCCAUAAAUAUAUCUGCACGAUAUCGAUAACCUUUAUUUCCAUUUUCAUUGAUGUAUUAUGAAGGGGCGUUUAGUGUCAAUUUUCAGAAAUCAAAUACAAUGAAAAACGCCCUACAGUAGUAUAGAGUGAGGGUUUUUAGACAACAUUAAACAUCAAAGAGCAAAGAGCAAAAAUAAAAAUCAAUAAGUACUACUGCUGGUCAGUGAGAAAAAAAUCAAUAUAAUAGGUGGUUAAGAAUAAUAGAUGACUUAUUGAUUCGGAUAAAGAGAUCGACAAGAGAUGAAAAUAAUAUUAUCGGUCAGUUUAUGAAUAAUAAAUGAAUUAUUGAUAGAAAACUUCUAAGGAUAAAAACAAGAUAUUUUCGAUUUAUGAAAGAUACGGAGAGUAGCUCGGAGUGUGCAAUGUCCGUGAGAUUUCAAUACGGGGAUUUGUUAGACGUUAAAGAUGUAUACCUUAUUUGUC
Messenger RNA from Ostrea edulis (European flat oyster), 2288 nucleotides. RefSeq lists its product as uncharacterized. The transcript is spliced from 7 exons. The record is from RefSeq and is a predicted model, not a curated record. Lineage: Eukaryota; Metazoa; Mollusca; Bivalvia; Ostreida; Ostreidae. The coding region runs from base 154 to 1806 and encodes 550 amino acids.